UUGGAAAGUUUGCAUCGUGGAAUCAGGAAGUUCAGUAAAACGUUAGUGUUAAACAGUAAUCUAUGCCUGCCACUGCUAACGACUUAAAAACUGUGAAACCCUAUCGUGAUGCUCACUGGACUUCUCAACCAUGUGAGGAUUGUGCUGCCUUGUUGGAGGGUGACAGCUGAAUUCAGGCCUCCUAUAUGUGGAGGAACUCUGCCCUGAUAGUCAUUAACCAGUAACUCCAGUAGGAAUGUCCUACUGGACUGUUGGCCUUCCCCAGGACUCUGGAGACACUCCCAGCAACAUGGAGCAACAAAGCAGCCCUGGGGAGGAAAUGGGAGCCAGGGCAUCAUUGGUGGAGGGUCUGGGGUCCGGCUCUGCACUGGUUCAUUCUGCCACUCUGGAGAACAUCCAGGCAGCAUAUGAAGAUGGAGAGGAGGAGGCUGCCAGGGAGCUGAUCCAACAAGCCUGCUGCGUGGAGUGCAGCGCGGGCACACCUCACAUCGAUGGCGUACGUCUCCUGUGUUUGGCCACUCAGUAUGGUGAUCUGCAGAGUGUGCGUUACCUCCUCAAAGAAGCCCGUAUCACUGUGCCCCAGGAGCCAUCCAACAGCAACCCAGCCAUCCUGGCAGCAUAUUACGGCCACACCAGCCUGGUCAAAGAGCUGAUGAAUUCUAUACCUGGUCCAUGUCUGAGGAGAGACUUGCUGAACUGGAUGCUGGCCACAUCUUGCCAGCACGGUCACCUGGACGUGGUCCGGCUGCUGGUCCACGGCUAUAAUGCUGAUGCCAAGGACUGUGCCAUCCUCAGCGAUGAGUUUGCUGUCAUCACUGGGCUGCCGCUGUACGCUGCUGCGCGAGCAGGGAAUGAGGAGAUAGCUCACUUCCUGCUGCAGAAUGGAGCAGGAUUCUCAUCAUACACCCUGAUGGACCAUCCAGCCUUCAGCAAACACCUCCUCAGGCUCAGACUACAAGAAACCUCCAACGCAGAAGGAGAGGAGCAGGCUGUCAGUGUGUAUUGGAGUGGUCUGCAGCUGCCCUGGUUGGAGCUGGAUUGGUUCAUGGAUGUCUCCUCACGUAUCAACCACCUGGAUCUGUCAUCCAACAGCCUGGCUGCUCUGCCCUCUGUGGUGCCCUGGGGUCUCAUCAACCUGCAGACUCUAGAUCUUUCUAAUAACUUGCUGAAAGAGCUGCCAGCUGCUCACAACUCCCAGGAGGUCAUCUGCUCCAGUUUACAGCAGGUAAAUCUUUCUCAGAACCAGCUCACCAGUUUGCCACCCGGGCUACUCCAUCUGACCCACAUCCAGAGACUUUCUGUUGCCAAGAACCAGCUCACAGUCCUGUUUGACAUCCCUACCACUACUAACUGGAUCGGUCUUCGUAAGCUGGAGGAGCUGGAUGUGUCUGAUAACUGUCUGACCAGUCUGCCCACGGCAAUCCUGCGCUGUUUGAAAUCUCUGAGCUUCCUCAAUGUGUGCAGGAACAAACUGAGCACCUUCCCUGACCCCUGGGCUUGUCCACUGAAGCAAUGCAAAGCUUCCUCCAAUGUGAUCGAGAGUCUUCCAAACACCAUCUCCAUCUUCUGGAGGUCUCAGCUGCAGGAGGUGGACUUCUCUGACAACGGCCUGAAGGAACUGCCCUCAUACAUCUUUGAACUGGAGACUCUGGUCUCGUUGAGAUUGUGUGGGAAUCGCAUUGCGACACUCCCAGCCCCCAGUAAGUGGAAGUGCUCUCAGCUUAGGACCCUCGACCUUUCCAGGAACCAGCUGGGCAAAACAGAGGAGGGGCCCAAAUCCAGAAGGCUAGCCUUCCUGACUACAUGGAACAGGAGGGACCCAGAUCCAGUGUGUCCCAUAGAGUUUCCCCUGAUUCUGCGGGAUUCACUGGAAGUGCUUUUCUUGAAUGACAACCAGCUGGAGUGUGUUCCCCAAUCAGUGUGUGGUCUGCACAGCCUCACUGAGCUCUACCUCUCCAAUAAUGCUGGAAUCCGGGAGCUUCCAGCAGAGCUUGGCCAGCUCUCCAACCUGUGGCAGCUGGACAUUGAAAACCUCAACAUUACUAAUGUCCCCCAGGAAGUAAGAAAAGAAGGUCCUGCGUCUGUCCUGGCUUUCCUCCGGGCACACCUUCGAAAGGCAGAGCCUUUUAAACUGCUGAAGAUGCUUGUGAUUGGUCCACCGAGGCAGGGGAAGACGGCCCUUCUGGAGGCUCUACAGACUGGCAGGGCAUCCCCCUUCACCCCAGCAGAAUGCAGCAUCUCAACCUCCAUCUGGGAGUUGGACAAACCCAACGGAGGCAAAAACACAAAGGACUCGGUGGCGUUCAACGUGUGGGACAUCGGUGGUCAAGCCAGCAUGUCCACAGUGAACCAGUGUUUCUUCACAGAUAAGGCCCUGUAUGUGGUGAUCUGGAACCUGGCUCUGGGAGAGGAGGCUGUGGCCAACCUGCAGACAUGGCUGCUUAACAUAGAGGCGCGAGCGCCCAACUCUGCAGUGGUGGUUGUGGGAACACAUUUGGAUCUCAUCGACACCAAGUUUCGCACUGAGAGACUGGCUACGCUGAGAGCUUAUAUUCUGGCUCUUUGCCGAUCCCCGUCAGGGGCUCGAGCCACCGGCUACCCUGACAUCACCUGGAAACACCUGCAUGAAGUGUCCUGUAAGACCCUGGAGGGUUUGGAUGUGCUGAAGAAGCUGAUCUACCAGGUGGCUCUCUCCAUGAAAGACAACAGCAGCACAGCCUGUGGCAGUAAACUGCUGGGCAGACUGAUCCCCAGGAGCUACCUGACACUUCAGGAAGCAGUGAUAGCAGAGAAGCAGAGGCGAGAUGCUGAGGGAGAGGUCCAAUACCUAACUGAUGCCCAGCUGGACCACAUCAUUGAACAGAACCCAGGAAGUGACAUCAGAGACUAUGAGGACGUGCAGACUGCCAUCAGCUUCCUAAUGGAGACGGGGACCCUGCUGCACUUCCCUGAUACCAGCCAUGGCCUGUGUACCCUCUACUUUCUGUGUCCUGUAUGGCUGUCGGAAUGCCUGGAGAGGAUCAUGCACCUCAAGUCCUCUCGCUCUGUGGCCAGGAAUGGAGUGAUCCAAGCUGAAGACCUCAGGAUGCUAUUGGUAGGAACAGGGUUCACCCAGCAGACAGAGGAACAGUAUUUCCAGUUUCUAGCCAAGUUUGAGAUUGCUCUGCCUGUGGCCAACAACAGCUAUCUGUUGCCCCACCUCCUUCCACCCAAGCCAGCCAUGGAUAUCCAUGGCUUCCGCCAGCAGACCAACAACACUCUGCAGCGCCUUGUUAAGAUGAGCUUUGUUCCUGCUGGAUUUUGGGAGCGCUUCAUUGCCAGGAUGCUUAUCAGCCUCACAGAGAUGGACCUGCAGUCAUUUGAGCCCAAAAGAAACACCAGGAGCCAGCACAGCAGGAACUCUGUGAUCUACAGCUUUGCUGGAACCCAGCAGAGGAAUCGUUGCAGCACCUUCAGAGUCCGACGCAGCCAGACCAUCUACUGGAAGGAGGGGCUGCUGGUCACUUUUGAUGGAGGUUACCUCAGCGUGGAGUCAUCAGAUAUCAACUGGAAGAGGAAAAAGAGUGGAGGCAUAAAGAUCAUCUGCCAGUCAGAGAUGAGAGAUUUCUCUGCCAUGGCCUUCAUCACAGACCACGUCAACUCUCUGAUCGAGCAGUGGUUCCCUGCUUUGACGGCCAGUGAGAGUGAUGGGAGUCUCCUCAUAGAGCAGUAUGCCCCCUGUCCCCUCUGUGCCUCACUGGGCCAACAAAAGCAGGCCGAGCUCCUAGCUAGCCGGUCGAGCCAGGUCGGAGAGAGAGGUGGAUGUGGAGGAGAUGAUGGAGGAGGUGCAGGGAUUCAUUACUUUAACAUGGAGGACUGUGUGCUGGCUGCAGUGGAGAAGGAGCACAUAAUCUGUCCUCAGCACCCUGACCACCCAGUCACCCUCCAGGAGCUGGUCCCAGAACUCUUCAUGACUGACUUCCCUGCACGGCUCUUUUUGGAGAGGGCCCAGCUGGAGUACUCUGAGGAGGAGAAUAACAUCCUUGGCCAAGGUGGCAGUGGGACCAUCAUCUACCGAGCCCGAUAUUGUGGCCAGCCGGUUGCUAUCAAACGUUUCCACUUCAAGAAGUGUCGACAGCAGGCCAUCAGCAACAACACAGACACCAUGGUGAAACACCUGCAGUCUGCAGAUGCCUGUCGGAGCUUCUCUGAAUAUCGCCAGGAGGCCAGUAUGUUGCACUCUCUGCAGCAUCCCUGCAUCGUCUCUCUGGUGGGCAUCAGCAUCCAUCCACUCUGCUUUGCCCUGCAGUUAGCCCCCCUGGGCAGCCUCAACACUGUUCUGGAAGAGAAGCGCAAAGGCUCCAGGUACAUGCCGCUUGGUCACAUGCUAACCUUCAAAGUAGCCUAUCAGAUUGCAUCAGGACUGGCAUACCUUCACAGGAAAAGAAUCAUCUUCUGUGAUCUCAAAUCUGACAACAUUCUGGUUUGGUCUCUGGAGGUGCAGGAUCCAGUCAACAUUAAACUGUCUGACUAUGGCAUUUCUCGACAAUCCUUCCAUGAGGGGGCGUUGGGGGUCGAGGGCACACCGGGUUACCAGGCUCCUGAGAUCCGACCAGGCAUCGUGUAUGAUGAAAAGGUGGACAUGUUCUCCUAUGGUAUGGUGCUGUAUGAGCUGCUGUCUGGGCAGAGGCCAGCGCUGGGACACCACCAGCUUCAGAUAGCAAAGAAGCUCUCCAAAGGCAUCCGGCCAGUGCUAGGCAGUCCAGAGGAGGUUCAGUUCUACUGCAUCCACAGCCUGCUGACUGAAUGCUGGGACACCAAGCCCGAGAAGAGGCCGGUGGCCAUGCAGUGUGUGAGGCAGAUGCAGGAGCCCAGCUUCCCCUGCCUCAGGUAUGUAUUGUCGUGUGACAGCCACUCGCAGCUGUUCCUGUCCCAGCUGCAGGGAUACAGCGCUGUGUUCUGGAACGGAGACAAGGACGACAGGAACUACAGUGUGGUGAAUGUGGAGAAGGGCCAGGUGGAGGUGAAGAGGAUGUCCUGUCCAGGCAGCAGGAUUAGCUGUCAGAUGAAGAUGGGUAACACUCUGUGGAUGGCCACUGAGGAGCAGGAGGUGUUCAUCUACAGUUUGAAGGACAUGUGUCCACUCAGUCAACCCCAGAAACAGUUCUCCUGUCCAGCCAUCAUCACCUGCCUAUUCCCUGUUCCAGCAAGAGAACAGAACCUGGCCAGAGUGUUUGCGGGAAUGUCUGACGGCCUGGUGGCAGUGUACAGCUUGGUGGAAGACCUUCCUCUGGAGGGGGAAGCCUACCUGUGUUCACACACCCUCAACAAGACGGUGUUUGGUCUGAAGGACACAGAUCCCAGACAGAGACCCUACCCAGUCAGGAGCAUGGCUCUGGUCAGCAGUGGCUCCCAGCUAUGGUUCUCCAACGGUCCGGGUGUGCUGGUCAUCGACUGUCUGAGUCUUCAGGCAGUUCGAAGGCUGGAGCUCUACAGCCCGCCAUCCUCCAUCAUAUCAAUGACAACCAGCUUCAGUCUAUGGGGAGAGGAGGCAGUCUGGACUAUUGAUGACCACAUCAACACCCUGCUGCUCUACCAUGCUGCCUCCUACCAGCUCUGUGCCAAGUACUGCUGCGGAGACAGCAAUCCUCUACGGGACGUCUUCACUGUGCAGCGUCCUGCAGGGGUUAGCAUGGUGACAACCACUGACCUCAAGAACACGGCCCAAGAAGAGAAGCGGGAAUGUAUUAAUGGAGAAGUGACAUUGAUCUACAGUGAGGAGGCGGGAACUCAGAUCAUCCAACACCAGGAUUCACUGACAGACUACUGCUCCAUAUCAUCCAACUACUUGCUGGAGCCGCUGGGGUCAGACACCUCAGGCCUCAGCUCAUUAGCCAGCCACAGCAGUGUACCACUGCCUGCAGAGGAGGAGACGGGCAGGUACCAGGACCAGCAGGCAUCCAUCAACCCUGAGUCUGAUCUGGACUCUCCAGAGACUGUGAACCCUACAACGCCUCAGCUGCGAGCCUUCACUGUGCUUCCUGUGAACGGAACUCUGUGGGUCCCCAGGCGUGGAGGUGAUGUGAUGGUCAUCGAAAUGCAGUCACAUGCCGAUCAGCUGACGGGGCGUGUCAUCGCUGUCCUCAGUCCACCCGGAUGUUUCACUUUGGGGAUCCUGGAGGAGGCAGCACUAGUGGCAAAGGACACAGUUGUAUGUGCCUUUCGUAAGGAAAAUAUGGAGUGGUGCCUGUGUGUCUGGAGGGGCUGGGGCUGCCACGAGCUGAAAGUCUUCUACCAGUCCUACGAGGAGCUGGGCCGCUUGGAGACCAGCAUGAGGAAAAGAAGGUAGCUGUUGUGCUGUGACGGCGAGGUGCAGAAUCGCAGCUCUGUAUGGAGCCGAGGGGAAUACACACCGACAGACUGCCAGUGCUCAGAGCAGAGGGCUGCCGAAUGCUGACAUCGGGGCAAUGGAGGGGUCAUUAAUUCAGUAUAAUGUUGGACAUUGCUUCUUUAGUCUUGUUUAUUAAAACAUGUUGUGUGAUGAAUCCUCAAGGAAUGUUUGCUGCCCCCAGUCGACAAUACAUACUCUGGGACUUGUAUUAUUAAAAUUCUUGGUCAUUACCAGCAGUAACCACAGAUGUCACCAAAUCAGCCAGGAUUUAAAUUGGUAGGACUAUUACAAAGUUAAAAUAAUUGACUUCAUCUCCCAUGAGGCUUUGGCAGUGUGUCAACAGCUUAUGAUGGCUAUGUUGUUGUUGAAAACGAACAAAAUAAAAAAAAAUCCUUUUAACAUGA
This is a messenger RNA of Siniperca chuatsi (mandarin fish), 6774 nucleotides long. It is a transcript of the gene lrrk1, whose product is annotated as leucine-rich repeat kinase 1. Gene Ontology annotation, molecular function: ATP binding; protein kinase activity; protein binding. Bases 236 to 6328 code for a protein of 2030 amino acids. The transcript has 39 exons. Gene Ontology annotation, biological process: protein phosphorylation. The record is from RefSeq and is a predicted model, not a curated record. NCBI's taxonomy places the organism in Eukaryota, Metazoa, Chordata, Actinopteri, Centrarchiformes, Sinipercidae.